Molecule: messenger RNA, 941 nt
Organism: Porites lobata
Lineage: Eukaryota; Metazoa; Cnidaria; Anthozoa; Scleractinia; Poritidae
Source: the annotation of a GenBank genome assembly
AUGGCGAUCCUACAACGUCGGCUGUGGAAAAAUCAUCGACAAACAGCUACCAACAGGUUGUUAUAAAUAUUUUUUUCAUAAGGAAAGAUUAAAAAUGCAGACUUAAAGUAAGGAAAAAAGGGACAGGCGAACACAUUAAAAUACCUUUUUUUGUUCUCAGUUGCACUCUCUCGUGUGGCAAAAACUUUCCGUACAAUAACGCGAGGACAGAUAUAUUUUAACUCUUACUAUCAACAUAGCUGUUUUAUAAUUUCACAGUAUGCGCAGACUUUUGCGGAUACAUUAUCGUACGCAUCCCACAAGACACUUAGGACAACAACAUAAUCAGAGCGUGACAAAGUAAGAUAAAGACGCAAGUGUGAACCAUUUGUCACAAUGUUUUCUUUUUUGGUUUCAGCUGCAACAGCUUCUGUGGUAAUUUUCAAGAGAAAUUUUCAGCCGGCGACUUCUUGGAUGUUGGUAAAGAAAGAUGUCCAGCAUUACCUCUUGAGUCUUCUAAAAAUCAAAACUUUUCUAAAGGGCCAGAGGAGGCAGAAUUUGAUCCAGGUCUUUUCCAAUGUCCUAACGAAGGAUGUGUUAAAAGUUAUCAGAGUUUUUCAGCCCUUGAAAAGCAUCUGUCUUUUGGAAAGUGUGAAAUGCAUGUAGAAAGAGUCACCCUUCUUGACCAGGCGAGGCAAAUGUACCACGCCAACCUAACAGAAGGAACAAGCCAAGACGUAACAAGCCAUUGUGCUGAAGCUUCUGUUCCAGAAAGCGUAGUAAAUACCAGUCAAAUUGUUAAAGGGUGGGCGUUAAAGCAAACGAAAAAAUCUGGACGACUCAGCGAAUCACAAAAGGGGUAUCUUGACGAAAAGUUUAAAGUCAGUCAGAAAACAGGUCACAAACAGGAUCCAGCUUCCGUAGCUCACGACAUGCGUUACGCCAGAACUGCUGAGGGUUAA